Messenger RNA from Pneumocystis murina B123, 4337 nucleotides. RefSeq lists its product as hypothetical. The transcript is spliced from 7 exons. Gene Ontology annotation, molecular function: mRNA binding; protein binding; translation initiation factor activity. Gene Ontology annotation, cellular component: eukaryotic translation initiation factor 4F complex. Bases 156 to 4337 code for a protein of 1393 amino acids. Lineage: Eukaryota; Fungi; Ascomycota; Pneumocystomycetes; Pneumocystales; Pneumocystaceae. The record is from RefSeq and is a predicted model, not a curated record.
UUUACCAUAAAAAAUUAAGAUUUCCUAUUCUUUUAUACAUCAAUUAUUCAUCUUUUUUUCGGGCACGUUACGAAGAAUUUUUAUACUUAAAUGUUUUUAAAUAUAUUUUAAAUCUUUAAAUAAAGACCUUUUUAAAGGUCUUUAAGGAUUAUAAGAUGAAAAAACAAACAAUGCCUGCGGGUCCAUUAAAUUAUGCAAGAGCAGUUUCAUCAGGAGAAACAAAUAUAAAACGAGGGAAUCAUGAAUCAGGAGGAUUAGGAGGAUUAUUAAAUGGUUCAGGAGGACGAGGUAGAAGAAAUCAUCAAUCACCAGGAAGUCCUAUGAGAGGGAAUGGAGGGAAUAAACAACGGUCAAGAACAGCAUCUACAGUAACAAGUGUAACUACGGAUAGUGUAAGAUCACGAGGAACGAGUAUAGGUCCAAAAAAUAUAGAAACAAAUGGGUCGACGGAAAUGAGAGAAAAUACAGGAGAUGAUAUAAAUAAUGGAUUAAAUGUUAAGAAAAUAGCGGGAGAUUAUUCAAUUUCGACGAUAUCACAUCAUCGAAGGAACUCGUCUAUUCAUUCUAUUAAAUCGGAGAUGUUUCAUUCGAACCGAUCGUCACUAUCUCCAUGUCAUCAGAAUCAAAUGGUUUAUCCAUAUCCAUAUCAAUCAUCGCCGUAUUUUUUUGUACCUCAAAAUUAUCCUGGAACAGGAUAUAAUGCUAGUGUUGCAGCGUAUGGACCGUCUCAUUCAGGGUUUACACAACGAAAUAUGAGUGGAUUUUCAAGUUCUUCAAAUCAUCCAUUUAAUACAGUAUCUUCGCCUCAAAUAUCGCAAACUUCUGGAUUUCCAGUAGUAUCAUCACAGCCAUGGCAACAAAUGAAUCAGCAUUAUUUUUAUCAGAGCGGAUAUGAUCAAACAGGAUUUUAUCCCCCAAUUUAUGGGAUAUCUCCUCAUUCGUUUAUGAGGCCAAUGAGUUCAUAUCCUAGUAUUUCUUAUUCAUAUUCAGGACAGUCUUUUCAAACUUCAUAUCUUCCAACACAGUCGGUCCAGAUGAGCAAAAGCGUAUCUUCGUCUUCGGAUUGUCCUGUUACAUCAACAGUGGUACCUACGACGUUUUCGGAGACUAAUACAUGGUCUUCACAAGCAACAACGGAUGAAACAGGAUCGUCUUCUGUUGUUCGUCCUCAGAAACGAGUUAAUGCAGCUGUUAAAAUUGUUAAUCCCAAAACAAAUAUGGAAAUAUCGAUUUCACCGACAUUACCUGUCUCUGAAAAGGAAAAUCUUUCACUUCCAAUUGUAGAUGAAUCUUCCAAAGAUGUUUCUGAUUUAUCUGAGAUUUGUGAACAAAAGGAUUCAGAGGUUUCGACCGCUCCUGAAAAUCGGAUUCAAGAUGAAGAUGAACCACUCGAAAUCGAAAAAGCAGUAAAUGAUGAUAAUGUUAAUAAAAAAAUGAGUGUUCAGGAAGAAAAUGAUCUUUAUGUAUCUGAGAAAGAACAAAACUCUGAUUAUGAUGAAAUUAAAGAAGAUUUAACACUCGAGAUUGAAGAAAGUAAAGAGUCAAUUGAAAUUGGUCAUGAAAUAUAUCAAGAUGCGACCGAAUUAACUCGGAAAGACGAAAAUAUUGAUAUAUUAGAACAGAAAAUGCAUAAUGUCGAAAUAGCUCAAGAAGAAGAAAAAAUGAUUGAGACAAGUCAGGAAACAAAAGAUACUUUUGAAACGGUUCAUGAAGAUGCAAUUGAAAUGAUUCAAGAAAUGGAUAUUCUUGAGCCGGUUCAAAAUAUAAUUCAAGCUGAUCGAGAAAAUGUAGUUGAUGACUCGUUUGUAUAUGAAGAAUCUUCAUUUGAAAAAAAAGACAUAGAAACGUCUACGUCUCAAGAACUAGAUUUAAAUUCUAUAGAAAAAGAACAAUUGGAAAUUAUGGAUAAAGAUAAAUAUCAAAAUGAUCAUAAUAACGAUGAGGUUCAGGAUUGUGAUAUUAUUAAUGAAUUUCAAAAUAAGCUAUCGAUAAAAAAUCAGGAAAUUAGUGUAGAACAAUCUCGACUUUCAUCUACUGAAAAAACUAAACAAAAACCAUUGCUUAUACCCCUUGGUUUUUCUGAGAUAGAUAAAAAUGAUGCGCAUGUAGUUUCAAUGUCUAUUACAUCUCUUAAGAACUCAGUAUUUAUUACGGAUCUUAAGACUAUUGUAUAUCCUGAAGGAUUCAAGCCUCCAAAGACAUCUUUAAAUGUAAAUUCAUUACCUGGAAAAUUUAGAUAUGAUGAAGAAUUUUUGUUACAGUUUCAAAAAGUUUAUAUAGAUAAACCUGAUUUUAAUUGGGAUGAACGUAUAAAAGACACUAUUGGUGAUGGAACAGAUGAUAAAAAAUCUUCCAAAAAUAGUCUUGGAGGAUUAAGUUCAAGAUCAAUAUCUCGAAGUAUUGGUGUUUCGAUGACAUCUAUUCCUAUAGGUAGUUUUGGUCUGAAUAAACCUCUUCCUUUAGGAAAAUCUGUAUCAAAUCAGCAUUGUUCGCAUAUUAAUACUCAAACACAGCAAAAUUCUGAUUCUUCGUCGAAUGUAUCGGAGGAAACAUUUGGAGUUAGUAAGCUCGCCUCUAAUAAAUCUGUAUCUGGAAUUACAUCAAAUGAAUCUGGAAGUCCAGUUGGCUCUAGAUUUUCUUUAUCAGGUUCCGGUAACCCAGUUGCGCUUGGAUUUUCUAUGUCUAGAUCUGGGAGUCCGGUUACUCCUAGGAUGCCAUCUAGAAAAGGAGGUAGUCGUCGUGGAGCAGGGUUUACACAGACAGAAUCUAAAGUUGAUAAAUAUGAUCAAAAAAGCGGAUCUAAUAUACUUUCCGAUCAUGUGGCUCCUUUGGCAUUAUCUGCAAAUAGAUGGCAACCAAAGUUAAAAUCUCAGCCGAUUCAACCAGGUGAACAUAUGGAUCCUGAGAUGGUCCAGCGGAAAGUUAAGGCUGCACUUAAUAAACUUACAGUCGACAAUUUUGAUCGAAUAACUGAUCAAAUUUUAGAAAUUGCUUCUCAAUCAAAGAAUGAAACAGACGGGCGAACUUUACGGCAAAUUAUUCAGCUUACUUUUGAAAAAGCUACAGAUGAAGCGAAUUUUUCAAGUAUGUAUGCUAGAUUUUGCAGAAAAAUGAUGGAAACUACAAGUUCUGAAAUUCGUGAUGAGAAAUUACAGUUAGAUAAAAAUGGGAGACCAAUUACUGGAGGCAUUCUUUUUAGAAAAUAUCUUCUUAAUAGAUGUCAAGAAAAUUUUGAACGUGGUUGGAAAGCUAAUCUUCCUUCUAAACCUAAUGGCGAAUCUAAUACUCAGGAAGCCGAAAUGCUUUCUGAUGAAUAUUAUGUUCUCGUUACGGCAAAACGUAGAGGAUUGGGUCUCAUUAAAUUUAUCGGUGAACUUUUCAAGUUAAAUAUGUUAACUGAAAGGAUUAUGCAUGAGUGUAUAAAGAAACUUCUUGCUAAUGUUGUUGAUCCCGAUGAAGAAGAAAUCGAGAGUUUAUGUAAACUUUUAGCUACUAUUGGCAAAGAUUUAGAAAGUACUGAGAAGGGACACGUACAUAUGAAUGUAUAUAUUGAGCGUAUGGAUAAGAUUGUUAAAACAUCAAAUCUUUCAAAUAGAAUUAAAUUUAUGGUUAUGGAUAUUUUGGAUUUAAGAAAAAAUGGAUGGAAGUCUAAAAAUGCGGAUAAAGGGCCAAAGACAAUCGCUGAAAUUCAUGAAGAUAUAGCUAAAGAAAAAGCCGAAGCAGAUGCUAUACGACUUGUGAAUCAAAAUCGUGGGUCAAGAUUAGACUACGGACGAACGGAUAAGAGUGGACGUUCUUGUAUAUCAUUAUUUGGAGUUCCUGAUUGGCAAAACACAAAAAAUCUCAAUUCUGCUGAUUGUAAGGUUGGAGAUUUAUCAAGACUUGGACAAAUACGAUCUUCUAAUCAAUGUUCAUUCGGUCCCGGUGGUCAGCUUUCAUCUUUAAGUUUAAGUGAGACUAAAAAAAUUGCAUUUGAAACACAAGACACUCAAAAAGAAUUAAUCGAUCCCUUGCAAACUUCUGAUUCUUCUAUUCCUGCUUCUGAACAAGAUUCUUCGAAUACUUCAUUUAUGAUUAAAUCUGACCAUAAUAAACAAAAUAAUGAAAAAAUACAACAUGAAAAACUUCUUCCUGAUAAUUUAUCUUCAUCAAAUAUAUUAUUCAGAACAAAAUUAUCUGAUUCUGUGGAAGAUAUAUCCGAGGAAACUUUUAAUAAUAAUUCUCAAGAAAAUCAACUUUCUCUUACAGAACCUUCUCAACUAAUCCUUCAGGAAUCUGAUUCCGACCAAAAUGCUUUGGAAAAAUUCGCUGAUUUUAAACAAUCUCCCAUUGCGUAA